AUGUCUAGGUGGACAUGCAAAAAGCUGUCAUUUAAAUUAUUAUAUGGUUUUCCUAAUUUGAAAACGUUGAAAGCAAUUGGGUCACUUCUAGGCCCUGGAUUUGUCAACACUGCUGGAGCUGGGUCUUUCUUGAGUAAGAAUCUGAAAUUGCAAGAUAUUAAUCUUUCGUCUAAUAAGAUAAACAGUAUACCAGAUGGACUUUUUGUGCGGCGGUUUGAACAGUUAUUAUCAGUUAACAUGUCGUAUAACAACCUAACAAUAUUUCCUAAAUUUCAUGCAAGCAUCAAAACAUUAAAGAUAAUUGAUUUGACAUUUAACAGUAUAACACAUCUCAAUAACAAAGACAUUAAACAAAUUGAAAAGCUCGGAGAAGUUGACAUAUUCCUGAAAGGAAAUCCCUUUCAAUGUUCCUGUAAGACAUUACAGUUUUUAAAGUUUUUAAGUCAAUCCAAACGAGUACCGGAUUUCUUAGAUCUGACCUGUGUAACUGAAAAGGCUUCCAGAAGGUUUAUGUCUGAAGUUAUUUCCAACCUUAAGACAUUUGAGAUUUCCUGCAAAACGAAAUUCUGGUUGCCGUUUGCUGUGUCUAUAACUUCCGUUAUCGUACUUUCCAUAACAAUAACUGUCGUAUUCUUUCGAUAUAAAUAUGUUGUUGAGUACUUUGUAUUGCGAUUUAAAAUGAAAAUGAGAAAUUACAAAGAAUUGAGGAAGCAGUAUGCGUAUGAUGCUUUUAUAUCAUACAGUCAUGCAGAUUCAGAAUGGGUUAAAGAUUUCUAUGAUAUGGUAAAUAGUAUGGGCCUCGAAUUAUGUCUGGACGCCAAGGACUUUAUUGCUGGUAACAGUAUAGCAGAAAAUGUGGUCAAUGCAAUCGAUUCCAGCAGAAAGGUUAUAUUUAUUAUAACUCAUAAUUUUCUAAGGAGUACUUGGGGGUCAUAUGAAAUGGAAAUGACCCGUAUGCAUGCUUUUCAGAAAGGAAGAGAAGACAUGGUGAUUGUUGUUGUAAAGGAUGAGAUAAAGAUAACAGAUAUGCCGGAAAUAUUAAAGAUAAUGUGGUCUAAAAUUACAUGUAUCCAAUGGCCAAACGAUGACAAUCUGCCAUACAAUACGGAGGAAAUAUUCUAUGAAAAGAUUAAAAUGUCUCUGAAAAAGAAGGAAGAAAGUACUUUACUGUAUCUAGAAAUUCAGUUGUAUAGAACAUUUUUCGUCAUUUCCUAACAAUACUAAUAUUAGAAUUGCGAAACAUUUCUUUGGUGAGUAGCAAUUCUGUGUAUAUAGCUGUGAUAAAAACAAUUAUACAAGAGAGACUUUAAAGUGGUCAAAC
This is a messenger RNA of Mytilus trossulus (common blue mussel), 1321 nucleotides long. Its product is annotated as toll-like receptor 4. Gene Ontology annotation, cellular component: plasma membrane. NCBI's taxonomy places the organism in Eukaryota, Metazoa, Mollusca, Bivalvia, Mytilida, Mytilidae. The coding region runs from base 1 to 1215 and encodes 404 amino acids. Gene Ontology annotation, biological process: inflammatory response; immune response; toll-like receptor signaling pathway. The record is from RefSeq and is a predicted model, not a curated record. Gene Ontology annotation, molecular function: protein binding; transmembrane signaling receptor activity. The transcript has a single exon.